Messenger RNA from Hemiscyllium ocellatum (epaulette shark), 429 nucleotides. RefSeq names its product elongation factor 1-delta-like. The transcript has 2 exons. Gene Ontology annotation, molecular function: translation elongation factor activity; guanyl-nucleotide exchange factor activity. Gene Ontology annotation, biological process: translational elongation. NCBI's taxonomy places the organism in Eukaryota, Metazoa, Chordata, Chondrichthyes, Orectolobiformes, Hemiscylliidae. Gene Ontology annotation, cellular component: cytosol; eukaryotic translation elongation factor 1 complex. The record is from RefSeq and is a predicted model, not a curated record. Bases 1 to 429 code for a protein of 142 amino acids.
AUGGAGCAAUAUAGAAACACAAUAAGUUUUGAAAAGAGUCUGGUUAUGAGGCAAGAGGAUGAAAAUGAUGAUGAUGAUGACAUUGAUCUCUUUGGAAGCAAUGAUGAUGAAGAGACUGCAGAGAAAGAGAAUUUCCAUGAAGAAUGCUUACAUCAGAAUGUAGAGAAGAAAUUCAUUCUCAUGGAUGUGAAACCAUGGGAUGAUGAGAUGGACAUGAUGAAGCUAGAGGAGUCUGUGCACACCAUCCAGAUGAACAGCUUGAUGUGGAAAGCAUCCAAACUCAUCCUGGUUGGAUGUAGGAUCAAGAAGCUCAAGAUCCAAAGUGUGGUGGAGGAAUAUGUAAUUGGCACAGAUUCACUAGAGGAAGAAAUCAGCACGUUUGAGGAUCACUUGCAAAGGGUCGAUAUUGUCACUUUCAACAAUAUUUAA